Messenger RNA from Pelobates cultripes (western spadefoot toad), 977 nucleotides. NCBI's taxonomy places the organism in Eukaryota, Metazoa, Chordata, Amphibia, Anura, Pelobatidae. The record is from the annotation of a GenBank genome assembly.
AUGGCCACGAGACGUGUCUCUCAAGGGCUCCCGCUAAACUAUAGCGAUACAGGCGAUCUAAGAUGGUACCCAGCGAAACGAACAACGAUACCACACUCACAUAAGCUCCCUGCCACAGAGGGUAUGAAGUGGGAGGGUAAGAGACCCGCGCAAGAUCUGCUGGUACCGCGACUGACAGUGCGGCCUAGCUCACAACGGGCGGGAGAGACGGCCGCUCUCCUGACCCAGAGAUGCUCCGACGAUACACACAAUAUGAGCAAGCCCCGUUACCCCCCCUCUGGACCGGUGGGGGAGAUCCCGGUCCACCCAGUGGAGAUUAUCCACGGCAAGCCCAAGCAACACAGGCCGCCUCGUGGGCAAAGCGAGAGCGUGGAGCUUCACUUAAGAUGGCGGAAAUUACAGAAGCUGAAAGCCCCACUGAUGCUGCACAAGAUGUCCUGGCGAGGAUCCACAGACAUUUUAAAAGGUUCUGGAAGCAACUGGAGCACAGGCUAUAUCUACCUGCCCCACCACACAGUACUGACCUUCCUGAGCAGACACUACAGCCAAACCGGCGGUCAGCGGCCCAGCGCCAUGGCGCCCGAUCGACGCCACCGAAGGUGAAGAAGCCUCGCUUCCCGCCGGGCCAUCCACACACACGGCUCAGGCAAAUCAAUAAAAGCAAGCAGCACAGAGGAGAUCCUUACGCGGCAACACAAAGUACAAAGCAGAAACUCUGGCGCAAGCGGCAAUACCUUGGUCCUAACCCGUUUGGAGAAAAGACCCUGCUGCAGCGCAAGGGACACCCUGUGAGGGUACCAAAACGUAAUCCCUUAGACAUCAGCAAGGCCCGGUGUGUGAAGCCCAGACCCUCCAGACGAUACAGUACGCACCAGCAAACACCAACUAUACCGCAUCUGUCGCCUGACGGGCCACUGGCAGCCCUGCAUGAACUGUCUUCACACGGAAGCUUACAGCCAAGCCAGGGAAUUGGUUGA